Cariama cristata (Red-legged seriema) is the source of this 238-nucleotide messenger RNA. RefSeq names its product synaptogyrin-1-like. Gene Ontology annotation, cellular component: synaptic vesicle membrane; neuromuscular junction. The annotation marks the transcript as partial. The transcript has a single exon. Lineage: Eukaryota; Metazoa; Chordata; Aves; Cariamiformes; Cariamidae. The record is from RefSeq and is a predicted model, not a curated record.
GUGUUCUCCAUCGUGGUGUUCGGCUCCAUUGUCAAUGAAGGGUACGUGAACCGCCUGGACGAGACGCAAGAGCACUGCAUUUUCAACCGCAAUCGCAAUGCCUGCAACUAUGGCAUUACCGUGGGUGUCCUCGCCUUCCUCAGCUGCCUUCUUUACCUGGCUCUGGAUGCCUACUUCCCGCAGAUCAGCAGCGUCAAGGACCGCAAGAAGGCAGUGCUUUCGGACAUCGGAGUCUCGG